Messenger RNA from Triplophysa rosa, 6180 nucleotides. RefSeq names its product CWC27 spliceosome associated cyclophilin (gene cwc27). Gene Ontology annotation, biological process: protein peptidyl-prolyl isomerization; protein folding. Lineage: Eukaryota; Metazoa; Chordata; Actinopteri; Cypriniformes; Nemacheilidae. The transcript has 14 exons. Bases 168 to 1583 code for a protein of 471 amino acids. Gene Ontology annotation, cellular component: catalytic step 2 spliceosome. Gene Ontology annotation, molecular function: peptidyl-prolyl cis-trans isomerase activity. The record is from RefSeq and is a predicted model, not a curated record.
UUGCGUGAUGUUUCACUCCGUUACGGUAGGGGGCGAUAGUCACCUCAAGUCAAGUCUUAACUAGCGACUCUGCGGGUUCGAGUGAACCUGGGGUGCUUGUUUUAUUUUUAUAAUAUUGAGGUCUCUUUUAUGAUUUUGAGGAAAAUCUACACAUAUACUCAUUCAGAAUGAGUAACAUAUACAUUCAAGAGCCACCCACGAAUGGAAAGGUCCUGCUUAAGACCACAGCAGGUGAUAUUGAUAUGGAACUUUGGUCAAAGGAAGCUCCAAAAGCAUGUAAAAACUUCACUCAGCUCUGCAUGGAGGGUUACUAUGAUGGCACAAUCUUCCAUCGUGUGGUCACAGAUUUUAUUGUUCAAGGAGGUGAUCCAACAGGUACUGGAAUGGGUGGCGAGUCCAUCUACGGUCGCCCAUUCAGGGAUGAAUUUCACUCCAGGUUACGCUUUAAUCGGAGGGGUUUGGUUGCAAUGGCAAAUGCAGGACCUCAUGAUAACGGGAGCCAGUUUUUCUUCACACUGGGACGUGCUGAUGAACUCAACAACAAACAUACAAUUUUUGGAAAGGUCACAGGAGAUACAGUAUAUAACAUGCUGAGGUUAGCAGAUGUGGAGUGUGACAAUGAUGAACGACCUCUCAACCCACACAAAAUUAGAUCUACAGAUGUCUUACACAAUGCCUUUGAUGACAUCAUACCUCGUGAAAUUAAAGCUAAAAAGGAGAAAAGCAAAGAUGAAGGAAAGAAAUCGCAGUCCAAGGCCACCAAAAAUUUCAGUUUGCUGUCAUUUGGAGAAGAGGCAGAGGAAGAUGAAGAGAUGGUUAAUCAAGUCAGCCAGACCAUGAAAGGCAAAAGUAAGAGCAGUCAUGACCUGCUGAAAGAUGAUCCCAAGUUAAGCUCCGUCCCAGUUGUUGACAGGAAAGACGAUGAAAGAGCAGAAGGGGAUUCUCUUGAGGACACAGAUGAUGACGUGGAGGAAGAAGCUGAUGGUGAAACCGAUAGGGAGAAGGUCAAAGAGUACAUCUCCAAAAAACUGAAGAAAGAUAAGACGGAGGACAAAACUGAGACCAGUCUUGAACCAGUGAAGAAGACUUCUCGCAGUGAUGAAUUGCGAAAAGAAGCUCGCCAGCUGAAGAAAGAGUUACUCGCAAUCAAGCAAAGAAGAGAUGAGGGUUUUAAGGAGGAGGAGAAACAGAGCGAGGGUGACAGUAAACCAUCCAGUGAGGCAAUGGUUGAGUAUCUGGAGAGCAGGAAGAAGUAUGAAGACUUAAAGAAGCAGAAAAGGAAGAAGGGGUCUGGUCGAGAGGCUCAAACACUCGCCCUUUUGGAACGCUUCAAAUCCAAGCUGACAACUGCGAUCUCAGACACUUCUGACGUUCCGGAGGAAAACGUGGAGGAACUAGGCGAGGAUGAUGAUAAAGGCUGGAUGGCCCAUGUUCUCCACUUUGAUGAACAAACCAGAAAGGUGAAAGAUGCCAACAUGCAGGACGAAGACACGUUCGAGAUCUAUGAUCCACGCAACCCCGUCAACAAGAGGAGACGAGAGGAGAGCAAGAAACUCAUGAAAGAAAAGAAGGCCAGGAGAUGAAGCCAGCACGCUUACUGGCGUGGUCUGUCUGUCUGAAACGACUCCUGCUGAUAGCAGAAACCAUUUCUACACGUGAAGAGAACUGGGUGUUGUUCUGUGUGCACAGACUGUUUGCUAGUCCUGGUUGGUUUUAUUUCUGUCUGCUAACGUCUGUAAAGAUAGCAGUUGUUCAUUCUUUUUAGUCUACAGGGGAAAGGUAGCAGACUCUUAUUAUGUAUUUUCUGUUGUACAAAACAAUGAGAAAGUGAAAAUUAAAAUGUCCAUUUUAUGGUGAAAAUAAAAGUGAUUAUUACUAAUAUCUAAUAUAAAACUGGUUCCACUAUACAUUCUGAAUCAAGCAAGCGAAACAAUAUGAGUCCCACCUGUCCAUUAAAUAAUCAGAGUAAUGCAAGACACACUCGUCCAUGCUGAAAUAAACCAGAGCUCAUCAAGAAAAAUUCCACUGUAAGCCAUCACCAAAAUCAAUCAUCUUCUUAUAUUUAGUAACUAUCCCACAAUGUAAAUGGUGACGUGAUGUUUUGAAACAGCAGACCGGACUUUUUUUGAAACCGCCUCCCUGAAUAAGUCCGAGCACUGGUGGCUACUGGCUUUGGUGCAUCUCACCUGCUUUAAAUUUGCAGCGGCUUUGGCCGCAUGGCUCUUAUGGUGUAACAUUAACUCUGUUCCAUGUGAAAAUUUAAGCGUGAUCCCAGAGGAGCAGUAAAAGGUUGCACGCUGGCCAAACCGUGCUGCUUGUCGUGCAUACUCGUGGUAGAUCGUUUAGACUAAACCGCAGUCGGCCGACAUCACCGGUAGUGCAGCUAAACUUGGUUGUUUGGUAAAAAUGUAAAACUGAUGCAAAAACAAUAGGAAGUCUUUACUAUAUUGCUUCAAUUUUAAAUCCGAUGUUUGUUUUCAGGUAGACGAUGGUGUAUGACUCUAUAAAGAAUAGGGAUGUUUUAAAAAACAUUUGUGAAUUUUAGCCAUUGUUUUAGUAGCCGUGACUAUGAUGAACAUUAUAGAUAUACACACUUAAAUGACUAAUUAGCAGCUGUUUCUAUGGCCGGCUAUACUUAAUUUGGCCGCCAUAUUGGAACAGUCAAAGCCGUAAUAUACCGUAAAUACUUGAGAGCAAGUUGACUGUGCAUCUGCAACCGUAGCUGCAACACUUGUGUAAAUAUGAAAUGUUUCGUGCUGUUGUUUAGACCCAAACAUGCUAAACUCACACAAUACAACAACACAAAGGUUUUGGUGCUGGCAAAUCGAUUAAUCUAUUACAAAAUGUUCGUUUUUAUACAAUGUGUGUGUGCGUGCGUGCGUGCGUGUGUGUGUGUGUGUGUGUAUACAGUAUGUAUGCUGUAUAUAUAAAUACACAAAACAUACAUGUAUAUAUUUAAGAAAAAUGUGUAAUAUACAGCUGCUAAAAAAAAUUAAGAAACCAUUUCAGAGACUGUUUUUCUGGGUUUAAAUUGUAAUAGUUAUAUGUAUGUGUUUAGUUAAAAUGAUCGUUUUUGUUUCAUUCUGUGAACUACUAACAAUAUUUUUACCAAAUUUCGAAUAGAAAUAUUGUUUCUGUUUUCAUUUAAUUGUAGAGAAACGGUGAAAAUAACAGAAAAGUUGCUCAUAGUUAGCUUAAAGCUUAUAUUUCAAAAGUAGCUUAUAUUUCACUUUCAACAGUAAUAUUUGUACACGUAUUUAAGAAAAUUUCCCAGAAAAUGUUUAAUGUAAUAACCUCGAUUUGUAUCACAGUUUUCACGUGUCUUGUCAUGCUACCAGUCUUGCACAUUGCUGUUGGAUGACCAUCACUGGACUGGAAUGGCCACAAUACAUCUAGAAAUGAAAAUUUGGAACGCUCUCAUUUUUUCCGCGGCAGUAAAUAUGAUUCUACAUAACAUAAAUUAUAUUUAAAUCUAAAUGUGUGUACAUAGUUGUUAAAUUUACACAUGUAUGUGUUUGCAUUUAAAUAUACACACCAGACACAUAUAUUAUAUAAACAAAGAUUCAUGUUGGGUUCGAUUAUUGCAAUUAAUCCCAAUUAAUUGCGAUUAAUCGAUUUGACAGAACAUAAACAUAACACUAAAAUGUUGUUUGGGGGGGAUUUUUACUCGUGGACAGUGGAUGCAGACAGGAACAUGAGGGUAAGAGGCAGGGUGUGGAAUCGGGACAUGACCCGGCUCUUACUCGAACCCAGGUCCCCGUGAGCCAACAGCUCAUGUAUAUGUGUCUGGAGCGCUACCGCUCUGACAACAUCACACUAAAACUUACCAUACAGUUUAUAAUUUGUUAUUGAGUUAAUACAUAUAAAAACACAGACCAACACAUUCUCACCUUUAAAAGGUUUUCUCAUUUACAAGUUGGCGGAAAACCUAACGGACACGAAGACGUGUCUGGAGCGGUCAAAUGUGCAUCUACAUGUACAUAUCUAUGAUCUAUACGCUAUCCGAACUAAAUUAACUUAUAGGAGAUGGAUUCAUUCAAACUUUCCCACUAGUUCUUCUGGGAAAAUGGAGCAAAAACAUAUAGAUGACUUGUCUUGUACGAGCAGAUUUCAUCCAAUCAGAUGCUCCCUAGCAUAAGAAUGUCCCUCCCACCUCUUGUUUCAGUAGAAAUUGGUCUCACCUCCACAUGUUUUGCGCUGCGUCCGAAAUCGCAUACUAUGACAUUACGUACUGAUUUAAAUGAAGCACCUACCUAUCGACCAUUAAAACAGUAGGUUCCAUAUAGCAUGUGUGGGGGUGACUUUCUGCUGUCAAGUAACAUGAAUCCUGGCAGCCGCUGUGGAUUUCGAGGUUGAAGAUGACAAGACAAUGUCAUUCUCGCACAGCGACUCCGAAAAAAAAACACUUAACAUUCUUACGUGUCUCCAGCUGAGAUACCGAACCCCAUCAUUACUGCUGGUCACAUGACUGCGGCUGAUUAAAUGGAGCAGUAAUGCAAUUAUCUGACUGCGCUAUCUCUCUCUGUCCUUGUGAAUGAGCUCUAAAAAUAACUUUGUUUAAUCCUCUGUCCCCAGUACAAGAACAAGAUGAAAUCCUCACCGCCUCUUGUUUCCACUUUACUGGACCUCUCCACUGUGGGGAAAAUCACUUUUCAGACACAACUAAGAUGUUUGGUCUGAAACUUUUACUGCAAGGUUCGUCUCUCAUUGGCUUUUAGGGUCAUUAGGGUCAUUCUCUCACCAGUCAUACAGCACAUCACUGUUCCUUUUUAUGUCUUUAUAUCAGAUGUAUGCUAUGUGUUAUUAUCCUUAAAGGGAUACUUCACCCAAUCUCUAAGGGUACUCAUCUACACCCUCGCUUUACUGUUUGUGUAAAUACUGAACUCUAGAUGUCUCCACUAAGCCAUCUUUCCCAUGAGCACUAAAGGACAAACACAUGUCCACCGCCGCUGUAUUGUGUUCUGCGUUUUUUAAAGAUCUGCUUUCAAACUUCCAUUGGUCACUGAAAGCUCACCAACUUUAUGUAGUACAAUGCGCGAGUUAUUUUUCAGAUGUGGAGAUGAGAUCAACCCAAAUGUUGGACACGUUGCUUAAAGGUUGUAAUCUUGUGCUUGGAUUGAAAGCUGUUGACAGAUGUGGAUCCUUUACUGAGAUCAAGUUUCGCUAAAUAUCUCAUUACACCGUUUGUAGGAUAAUGACUGGCAUGAUUUUGCUGGAGGAAGUGAAAAAUGAAAUGAAAUACUAUGCAAACCAUUACUUGAAGAUGGGUUUGUACAGGUAGAUUUCAGUAUCAUGUGGAUAUACGUUGUAUUUUGGUCACACAGAGAAUAAAAUAGCCUGUGUUUUCACGUCUUGUUUUUUUCCUCAGGGAUUUUAAACAAUUCUUCUGCUAUCUUAAACUGAAGCUACAGGACUAUGUGCUGCAAAUCACAUGAAAUUUAGUGAAAAGGAUGGAACAAUAUAUAGUGGCAUGAUAUAUUAGGAUGCAUAAACAUUACAGUACGUAUUGUAGCGCAGCAAUGGCAUUUUUUUGCAAUACGGUCUCUGUUUAAUCCUAUUGGUUGGGCUGCCAACACAUGACUUGUUUUUAUUUUUACUUUACUGCUUGAAGAGGUUCUCGCUUAAAGGGAUAGUUCACCCAAAAAAUGAAAAUUCUGUCAUUAUUUACUCAUGUCAAUGUUCUGCUGAACACAGAAAGAUAUUUGGAAGAAUGUUUGUAGCCAAACAGUUCUGGGGCACCAUUGACUACCAUAGUAAAAAGAACCUACUAAAUGCUACAAUGGUAGUCAAUGGUGCCCCAGAACUGUGAUGUCAGAAUUUUCAUUUUUGGGUCCCAUAUCCCUUUAAGGUUCAGCUUUCUUAUUUCAUUUCCGAGUAUUAUUUUAACAUUUUAUUUUAUUUUUCAAUGACAGACCUAUUCAAGUUUUAUUUACAAGAUUCAAUUAAACCUUGGAUGUUGUCAGUUUUAUAACAAGUCCAAUAAAAAGGGUUUUGAAAAUUGGUAAUGUUUUGGAAAUACGAAAAUCUGCUAUUUGAAUUUCAUUUUCAUGUUUUUAACUUUGUUCAAAAUAUUGUGAUACUAAUGUAUCGUGAACCCAGUGUUGUGUAUUGUUUUGAACUGUAUCGAUACACCCCUAUUACUCAAAUAUACACGCAUUGUAAGUAUAAAAUAUAUGUUUU